Caenorhabditis briggsae is the source of this 4605-nucleotide messenger RNA. It is a transcript of the gene Cbr-agl-1, whose product is annotated as Protein CBR-AGL-1. Lineage: Eukaryota; Metazoa; Nematoda; Chromadorea; Rhabditida; Rhabditidae. Gene Ontology annotation, biological process: glycogen catabolic process. The record is from RefSeq and is a predicted model, not a curated record. The coding region runs from base 1 to 4605 and encodes 1534 amino acids. Gene Ontology annotation, molecular function: 4-alpha-glucanotransferase activity; amylo-alpha-1,6-glucosidase activity. The transcript has 12 exons.
AUGGCAGAAGAUGGUGACGAGGUUAGAAUUAUUGUGCUCGAGGAUGGCGAGCAUUUGGAGAGUGUGAUUAGAAAAGUCGAGAAAGGUUGGAUAGUGCGAUUCAAGCGUGGCUCAUCGCUUCUCGGAAAACGGGUUACUGUAUUCACUACAGUAUGCCCAAACCGCCCCUUGGAAUGGUCAGAAGGCAAAGACCACCUGUCGGUGUACUGUCAAGUUCGCUGUGAGACCGCCGGCUCGUUUAGAUAUCAUUUUGUUGUCGAAAAAGUGCCUUGUGCUGAAAAUGGAAUCUCUGAAAAUGGAAAAUCUGAAAAUCCAGAAUCCGGACAUGGAUAUUUUCUAGUGAUGCCUGAGUUGAAAAUCAAUGGAAAGCCCCUUUCUUUGGAUGGAAUUUGUUGUCAAACGUAUUUGACAAAGCUUUUGGGACCGAUUUCGGAAUGGAAGAAUCGUCUGAGAGUGGCACAUGAGACAGGAUAUAAUAUGAUUCAUUUGACGCCAAUUCAUGAGUUGGGAAUCUCGAAUUCCAGUUAUUCGCUGAGCAAUCAUCAUCAGUUGAUUCAGAAUGCCACGUGGCUUUUGGAGCAUCCAGAAUCCGCAUACAACUGUUUGAAUAGUCCCCAUCUACGCCCGGCUUAUAUCAUUGAUCGAGUCUAUCAUGAAUUCGGAAAACAAGUUGGAGAUGGUGUUUGGAAGGAUCGAGGAGUUCCUCCAGUCAUUGAAAAUAUCUCACAUGUCAAUGCAAUUGAAUAUCUUUUAAGAGCUGAAAUCCUUCCAAAAGCUGAUCUUCAUGAGUUUUAUCAAGUGGAUUUGAAAGCGAUGACAAGUCUCUUCGAGAUGUUCAUCAAACAAGCCGACGGUCCAACGAAAGAUCCAUUGGACGGGGAAACCGUAAAAAUUCUGCAAGAUCCUGAAUAUCGACGAUUCGGGAAUACUGUAGAUUUUGAGAGAUCAGCGAGAAUUUUCAAUCGGGAGAGAGGAGAUGCGGGGAAUGAAGAAGAACGAAUUCAAAAAUGUGUGAAAAGCUUCGAAGAGGCUCUCCAUCAGGCAAAUUUAAAUGCCGCUCGCGAGUCAUGGGAAGUCAUUUUAGCCGGUCUACGAGCCGUCAUGGGCGGAAUCUCGUACGAACGAAUCGCUGAGCAUGGACCAAAAAAGGGGCGUGUCUCUCCGGAAAAUCCACUCACCACUGACUAUUUUCUACAUUUGGAACCGGAAAUGGGAUGGAGAUCCGAGCAGAAAUUGGCGUAUGAUCCGGAGAAAUCCAAGUUUUUGAUGGCUUUCAAUGGAUGGGUCAUGAGCAGUGACCCGAUGAAAAAUUUUGCGUUGAAGGAUUCGCAGGUCUACCUCCGUCGUGAGCUGGUGUGUUGGGGUGACUCUGUCAAAUUGAACUACGGCGAAAAAGAAGAGGACAGUCCGUUCCUAUGGCAAUACAUGAGAGAAUACACUCAACAAGCCGCCCGUAUCUUCCAUGGACUUCGCAUUGAUAACGCCCAUGGGACACCGAUCCACGUGGCAGAGAAGCUGCUGAAAAUCGCACGAGAAAUCCGACCAGAUAUCUAUGUUUUUGCUGAGCUAUUCACAGGAUCUGAGCAUGCUGAUAACAUGUUUGUCAAUCGAUUAGGCAUCUCUUCAUUGAUUAGAGAGGCGCAAAGUGCUGGGGAUAGUCAUGAACAGGGUAGAUUGGUUUAUAGGUUUUUUUGUUAUUCGAAAUUCGAAUUUCUUGGUUACUGUAGCCCAAACAGUCCGCAAGAACCGUAUGCACAAGAGUUGAUCAUUCAGUGUUUGCACACUUUCGAGAGCACAGUAAUUCAAAAAAAAGUUUCUAGACCAAAAUUUUGCGGCAAUUUCAAAUUUUUAGGUCUCGAACUCUCAAUUUUUCAUUACAGAUACGGUGGCGAUUGUGUGGGAGCGUUCAAACAGAAAUCCGCCCGUCUCGCUCCCGAAUCCAUUGCUCAUGGCCUAUUUCUGGAUCAAUCACACGAUAAUCCGUCGCCAAUUCACACGAGAAGUGCUUUCGAUAUUCUUCCGACGGCCGCAAUGCUCACGAUGGCCUCGUGUGCAGUGGGAAGUAAUCGAGGAUACGAUGAGCUGGUUCGAGAUCAUGUAAGUUUUAAGGAAAUUCAAAAAAUGAUCCAUGUUGUCCAUGAGACCCGCCCGUACGCCUCAUGGUCCGACGAGGUAACCUCAUCUCAAGGAAUCAUCGCUGGGAGAAAAAUUCUGAAUAAUUUGCACACAUGGCUCGCCGAGCACGGUUUCAAUCAGGUCUUCGUGGAUCAAAUGAACUCGGAUAUCGUCGGAAUCACUAGACACAAUCCACGUAGUCAUGAGACAGUAGUCGUGGUCUCUCAUACAGCUUUUUCGAAAAAUUAUGUAAAUUGGCCGGCUGGUUUGAAGCAUAUCCCAAUUGGAGGCGUCCUUGAAUCUGUUCUUUUUGAAAUGAAGCUAAACAAGCAGCAAGACGAAUGGAAUCCGGAGAAUUCGAAUUUUCUGGAAGGACUGAAAAUUUUCGAAAUGGAAAUUCGAGAAAAUGCCGGCUUGGAGGAGGGGCAAAUGUUCAAAUUGCAUGGUGGACCCACUGGAUUCAUUGAGCUCACUAAUUUCCCAUCUGGAUCUGUCAUUGGAUUCAAAAUUCGACCAUCUGAUGAGGCUGCCAGCGCUUUCGAGCAGAUUCAUCAAUCUAUAGCCUCCUCCCCUCAUCUGGACUCCGCCCUCUCCAAACUGACCUAUCAAUCCUUCCCGACCCUUCUAUUCCACUGUGAAUCGGAAGACUAUGCGACAAUCGAACAAGGCGGAUAUGAUGUUCCGAACUUUGGAAAAUUUGUCUAUUGCGGCCUACAAGGCCUAAUUCCAGUCCUAGACAAAAUCCGGGACCACAACGAUUUGGGCCAUCCACUGUGCCAGAAUCUUCGAGACGGCACUUGGCUUUGUGAUUAUAUUGUUGGAAGAUUGGCAAAAUUCCCGAAGCUUCUGGAAGUUUCUGAAGUGAUUGAACAACUUCUAAAACCUCUUGAACGUGUACCGUACUACUUGAGACCUGCGUACUUUGAAGUACUGAUUGCUCAUAUCUAUGGAAAAGCGAGAAAAGAGGCGUUGAGUCGAAUGGCAUCAGAAAUCCACUCGUCAUCUGCUCUAAUCCGUCACUUGGCCAUCUCAACACUGGAAUUCCUCGGCUAUAUUCCAGGCGCCGGACUCGCCCCUAUUCCAGAAUCCCUAAAGCUAGAAGAUGAGCAUCCGUCGAGUCUCGCUGCCGGACUCUCUCAUUUUUCAGUUGGAAUCUGGAGAAAUUGGGGUCGUGACACCUUCAUCGCUCUUCCCGGAUGCCUUCUAGCGACUGGACGAUUCCAAGAAGCCCGCCAAAUCAUUCUAUCUUUUGCUGGAUCACUUCGUCAUGGUUUGAUACCGAAUCUGCUUGCUGAAGGCAUCGGAGCCCGAUACAAUUGUCGAGAUGCCACGUGGUUUUGGCUGGUCUCCAUUGUGAAAUAUGUGGAAAUGGCACCGAAUGGAAUUGCAAUCCUUCAAGACCCGGUUCGUCGGAUCUAUCCAAAAGAUGAUACAGUUUAUGGAGACGCAGAGAAGGAGGAGAGAUUGAUUGAUACGAUUUACGAGGCCAUCGAGAAACACUUUGCUGGAAUUGAUUUCCGGGAGAGAAAUGCGGGACCACAAAUUGAUGAGCAAAUGAGAGAUGAGGGAUUUAGGAAUUCGAAAACUAGGCCAGCAAGAGACAAAUCAAAAUGUGUGAAUUUCCAGGUUACUGUAAGUGUCUCUCGAACCACUGGCUUCAUUCAAGGCGGAAAUCGCUGGAACUGCGGAACGUGGAUGGACAAAAUGGGGAGUAGUGAGCGUGCGGGAAACAAAGGAGAACCGGCAACACCUCGUGAUGGAGCAGCCGUCGAACUACAAGGUCUCGCCUACCGUACCCUUCGAUCGCUGGCCGACUGGAAGAAGGCGGGGCUUAUCGAGAGGGGCGGAGUCAGUGACGACUGGUCUUGGAGCUUUUGGGCGGAGAAAAUUCGGAGAAACUUCGAGAAACGAUUCUACGUGGAGAAGGGGGCUACUGGCGAGUUUGUGAAUCGUACGGAGAUUUUGAAGGAUUCAUUCGGGUCGAGCCUUGGAUUCACGGAUUGGGAAUUGAGAUGUAAUUAUGGCAUCGCGUUGGCAGUCGCUCCAGAUAUUAUGGAUCCGAAGAAGGCGUGGAAGGCAUUGGAUACUGCGGAGGUUCUUUUGGGACCGCUGGGAAUUAAGACCUUGGAUCCAACCGAUUGGAACUACAACGGUUACUACAACAACGAUGAUGACGGUACCAACAAGGUUACCGCAAAAGGCUGGAAUUACCAUCAGGGACCUGAAUGGCUGUUCGUCGCCGGUUAUUACCUUCAGGCUCGUCUCAAAAUUGGAGAAAUUCUUGGAGGCGCCGAAAAGAAAUACGCCAUCCGUCAGGUCCAAGAGCGUCUCGGUAGCGCUUACAAACACUUGAUCGAUUCGCCAUGGAGAUCGCUUCCCGAGUUGACGAAUGCCAAUGGGGAGUACUGUAGACAGAGUUGUGAUGCGCAGGCGUGGUCCGUCGGAUGUCUGAUGGAGGCGUGUGUCAAGCUGAAUACAAUUGAUGAAUAA